AUGCCCUGUCGCAUCCAUCACAAUGGCCCAACCAAAGUCACCAAACGAUACUGGAACCCCGUCUCAACAGACUCCAAUGAGACUCAAACAUCAUAUUUCCGAGGCCGCAAGUUAAAAGGACGAGUAAUCAAGAUUGCGGAUGGUUACGAAGGCGUCGUCGCAGAAUCCACUGAUCGAUAUCUCCCACAACCCGCCAAUCAUACCUCUGUUCCCAGAUAUACUACCAUCGAUGAUGACAUUGAAAUUGAAGAGGCAGACCAAGAUGAUGAAGAUGAAGAUGACGAACCUCCCGAACCAGUCCGGCUGUUGCAACAGGCCUCGACAUUCAGCGAAGUCGUGGUUUGGGGUCACGAUGCUGUACCUGACGCAGAUGAUUCCUUUGUAAAAGGCGUCCAGGAUUGGAUUGCUUUUGCUCAAGCUUUACAUGGUCAUCCUGGUGCGGUUGAGAAGGCUGAUGAUGACGACGAGAAGAAGACGGAUGAAUCGGUGUGA
Molecule: messenger RNA, 492 nt
Organism: Exophiala mesophila
Lineage: Eukaryota; Fungi; Ascomycota; Eurotiomycetes; Chaetothyriales; Herpotrichiellaceae
Exons: 3
Coding region: 1-492 (163 amino acids)
Biological process (GO): RNA catabolic process
Cellular component (GO): ribonuclease H2 complex
Source: RefSeq, a predicted model, not a curated record